CGUUGCGCGUCCUUAUAAUUUGGAGAGGUGUAUGCAGCGCACGGCCCGUUCGCCUUUCCAGGUGGAAAUCCAGGAGGAGCUGAGACCAAACUUAACUGGGACGACUGGUGAACCCGGUUCAGGACAGGUGAAAUUCCCAGCAGGCUGCCACUAAGGCCACAUCGAUCCAGAUGUAGGAAAAUAUAGUGUUACUCAGCGAAGGUCAUGGAUGAGAUCUCACAGCACCGUGGAGCUUUACCUACAACCAGUUGAAGUAUAACCAGGAGUACCGGGGAUACCCACACAUUAUUUUUGGAUUCAUCAGUUUAUAUAAAAACUCCGGCUUUCUUUUAUCUGACACAAUUUUGCAAUGAAAAGGAUCAAAGCGACGAGGAAUCAGUGAAGCUACUGAUUUGAAUGACCACCGACUCAGAUAAGGAAGGAUACCGUGAAAAGGCGCCGAAAUGAAGGAGAAAUCUAAAACGGCCGCAAGGACUAGACGGGAAAAGGAGAACAGUGAAUUUUACGAACUGGCUAAAAUGUUGCCUUUACCGUCGGCCAUCACCUCUCAGCUGGACAAAGCCUCCAUCAUAAGACUGACGACGAGUUACCUGAAGAUGAGAAUUGUUUUUCCUCAGGGUUUGGGGGAGGCUUGGGGUCACACAAGUCGAACAAGAUCUGCGGACAAUAUUGGACGAGAGCUGGGAGCUCACUUACUGCAGACGCUGGACGGAUUUAUCUUCGUUGUGGCUCCAGAUGGGAAAAUAAUGUACAUUUCAGAGACAGCGUCGGUCCAUUUAGGACUCUCUCAGGUAGAGUUGACUGGGAACAGUAUUUAUGAAUAUGUCCAUCCUGCCGACCACGACGAGAUGACAGCCGUGCUGACGCCACAUCAGCCAUAUCACUCACAUUUCGUCCAAGAAUAUGAAGCGGAGAGAUCGUUUUUUUUGCGGAUGAAAUGUGUGCUGGCAAAAAGAAACGCAGGCCUCACCAGUGGUGGAUACAAGGUGAUUCACUGCAGUGGCUACCUGAAGAUCCGGCAGUACAGUUUGGACAUGUCCCCUUUUGAGGGCUGCUACCAGAACGUGGGCCUGGUGGCUGUGGGUCACUCCCUGCCGCCGAGCGCUGUAACGGAGAUCAAACUGCACAGCAACAUGUUUAUGUUCAGAGCCAGUUUAGACAUGAAGCUCAUCUUCCUGGACUCCAGGGUGGCAGAGCUGACAGGGUAUGAGCCCCAGGACCUGAUAGAGAAAACGUUGUACCAUCACGUCCACGGCUGUGACAUCUUCCACCUCCGCUGUGCACACCACCUAUUGCUGGUAAAAGGCCAAGUCACCACUAAGUAUUAUCGUUUCCUGGCCAAGCACGGCGGCUGGGUGUGGGUCCAGAGUUACGCCACAAUCGUCCACAACAGCCGAUCCUCAAGACCCCAUUGUAUCGUCAGCGUUAACUACGUCCUCACGGAUACUGAGUAUAAAGGAAUGCAGCUGUCUUUGGACCAAAUGAGCCCCACCAAGCCAGCCUUCCCAUACGCUGACAAUCACAGUGAAGACAGGAAGAGCACCAAGUCACGUCUCACCCAGGCAAAGGCCAAAGCCAGAGUGUCACCCUACCCACAGCAGUUUUCAGCUUUCAAUCCAGAGCGUUCGGAGUCAGAUCCAGACAGCCAGUGGGGCGGGAGCCCGCUGACAGACUCUGCAUCUCCACAGCUGCUGGAUCCCAGUGAGCCUGCGGAGGCAUCUUGCGCCUACCGACUGUACCCAGAGUCCGGCUCCCUGUGCUACGGCCUGGGUCUAUCAGAGGACGAUAUCGCACAUGCCCAAACGCAUCCUCACUCCUCCACCUGUGACCGAGCGCGAUGCCAGAGUGGCCGCUACUUCCUCGGAAACCCUCAGUCGGGAAGAGAGGUGUGGUGGGAUGCCACUCGCUCUGUGCUCUCGCUGCCAAAAUCGUCCAUGGAGAACAGCGAUGGCUACGAAAUCACAUCCUACCAUGGAGCCAUCCACGGAAGGGGCCACUGGGAUGAAGACAGUGUGGUGAGUUCACCCGAUGGAGGCGGGUCCACCAGUGAUUCAGGUGAGCGCUACCAUGGUGACCACUUCCGGGCAAACCCUCGAGAGCCCAGCAAGAUGGAGACCCUGAUCCGAGCCACACAGCAAAUGAUCAAAGAAGAAGAGAGCCGCCUGCAGCAACACAAGGCGCCGCUGGACGUCUCAGGGCUCGCCAAAUCUCACAGUCCGUGCUUCACCUCCUCACUCUCACACCACUCCCAGCUGAACAUGCCCAGCGUGGUGUGCCGCGGCCCGGGAGCCCCCAGCAUCGACCCCCCUUCUGAACGCCUACAUCAUCGUGACAGUGUCAAAGUGCUCGGACCGCACGACAAUGACGAAAACACAACCAGUCCUGCGUCUAUGUCCCGUCUCAGCAGUCCCAGCUCUGAUGGGAUCCCCAGGUCGGGCCUGGGCCUCACCAAAGACUACAUGCAGACGGAUAUGUCCCCCCACCCUCCACAGUCCCAGGGGAGCCCGCUGCUCUAUCAGGGCCAGGACAGGCAGCCACUGGACAGGCAAGCAGCCUAUGCUUUGACUGGAUACUCCCUGGAGCACCUGUACGACCCGGAGAACCUGCGGAGUUACUCGGGCCUGGCCUGUGGAGGAGUCCAGUACGAUGUGGCGUCCCAUGUGAGGAUGCAGGCCGAGCAGAUGCAGGGACACAAGGCCACCUCAGUUAUCAUUACCAACGGGAGCUGAUGAUAUCUGGGGCAGGGACAUCCUGUUCUCUAGGUGAGGAUGUUCAGGAAGGUGGUGCUUUAAGCACACGCAAACACAACAGGUGCUUGAUACAAAUGUCUGGACAAUUUAAGAAAAAUAAUAAGAGUUACCUGCACUGGGUUGAGGCGCCCUUGGUUGCUCGUUCAGCACAAUAUGUCAGCCUUUGUAUGAAGGACGAUAUGGACUUGUGUUGAUGAACUGGCCUGAUACUUCACAGGGGCAGAGGUUUGCUCCAUUACAUAAGAAUAUAGUGUUAUUUGAUUGGUGAACUGAGUUCCCCUUCCUGCUAAGGCUACCCAAGCUUUGAGUCUGGUUAAACAUCAAGCCAGCAUUUCUGUUCUCACGUCUCACGCACCAUUGGCCAUGUGAGUUAAUCUGUCCAGGAGACGAUUUCCAAAGGCAGUAAAAAAAAAACGUGUUGUUCCAUUGCCCCUUCACCUGAAAACUCCAUUGCACAGAACAUAAUGUGUGACACAAGAAGUGCAUCAUGGGAAAGGCGAGAGAGUCACUAUUGUAAGAUGUCAAUGUUUCCUGCUAUUUAUUUGUCAGUGGGCUGUUUCUUGUAUUUGACAUUAUUUUCUAUCAAACUCAAAUCUUUAUUGGCCGGAUAAAAUUAGAUCUGCUGUUGGAUUACACCAACAUUACAUUUAAAUAAUUAGGGUGGGAAAACUGAAAUAAAUGGAUACUUCUGAAAUGUAAACAUUUGAAAUACGCAGCUCAAUUGGAAACUGUUUUAAUGUUUAUGUGAAAUGCCCUCAGAGUGCAAAGAGAAAACGCACAAUUUAAAAACGCAUUUGUAAUCUCCUCUUCCCCUGUUAAUGUUGGGAUCUCAAGACAUGUUUUACAUAUCAGAGUAUAAUUCUCCUCCUGUUUUAACCUCACUUAGCUGUUACCACGCUUACUAGCAUACAGUUAUGAAGAGUAUGCGUUUUAAUCCUCAAAUCCCUCAAUUAAAUUCCACAUUAUUGUUCUCAAAGAGAUUUUUCUUUUAUAUUUGUCAUUGCGGCCUGAAGGGUUAAAAAAAAAAAAGGAUACAAACUUAUAAAAAAUGUGUUGAAUGUCUUUAGUUUCUUAUUUAAUUUAUGAUGUAAAUAUCAUCUCACAAUGAACUUUUGAAAAAGAAGUGACAAGAUUAUUUAUUAAUUGGUUU
Molecule: messenger RNA, 3900 nt
Organism: Notothenia coriiceps (black rockcod)
Lineage: Eukaryota; Metazoa; Chordata; Actinopteri; Perciformes; Nototheniidae
Gene: sim1a
Product: SIM bHLH transcription factor 1a
Exons: 12
Coding region: 444-2729 (761 amino acids)
Biological process (GO): regulation of transcription by RNA polymerase II
Cellular component (GO): cytoplasm; nucleus; transcription regulator complex
Molecular function (GO): RNA polymerase II transcription regulatory region sequence-specific DNA binding; protein dimerization activity; DNA-binding transcription factor activity, RNA polymerase II-specific
Source: RefSeq, a predicted model, not a curated record